GCCCAUAAAAGGAACAUCGGGAAACACAAAACAGAUAUCACCGAAAGCGCACAAUAGCAGGAACGGAAAGCCCUCUUUUUUUCUUAGCGACGGUGGCCCUGAUUUAGAGGCUUCUUUUACUCUCCACCACCACCUCCACCACAAUCAACCGCUUUUUUCUUCUUCUUCUUCGCUCGUCACAAAUUCUCCCUCGCUCUUUCCAAAUCAAAACUACUGUGCAGAAACUGCUACUAUAUGCAGCAAAAAUAAAAUGCGAAGUAGUUUUGAGGGAAGACCCUUCAAAUACAAAGUUGGAUUUUGAAUUCUAGAGAGCUGAUAUAUUUUACUUAAAGCCUAUGUCCAAGGCUGAGCACAUGGGUGUUUCUCCAUCAAAAGUUUCUCAUGCUAAAAGUUAUUCAUGCCCUGCACAAACUACACUGGAAAAUACGCAUGAACCCAGUGCUGAAUACAAGUUUGGUGGAUAUCCAGAAGAGAGACAUAAGCUUGAGUGUGAAAUCAUACAAACUGAAGCUGGAGAUAGCAGUGCUGCAGUUCUCCAAUCUUGUUCUGGUGAAGUUGUGCAACCAUCUACUGACGAUUUAACAAAAAGUUUGCUUAUUGAUUUGGACCCACCUCCUGACAAUGCAAGGAGUGAUCCGUUUGAUAAUAGUCCAAGACCUAUAUCAACCGCUAUGGAUCAGAAACUCGAGCCAAGUGCUACAAGUGUGAAUACUGCUUGUGUGCGUAGUGAAUCAUCAAAAGCAAUUGAUUCUAGUAUUCUACUGGAUGAACCUAGGAAUAGCAACACAGAAUUGUCAAGCUGCAUUGCAAAUGAAACCUCACAAGCAUCACUUGAAGAUCUAGCCAAUGAUUCUCGUGCUGAAGAUGCAGGACUGUCACUUAUAGAGGCAAGCAAUAGUGACCUGAUUGAUGAAGGUUCAUACUCUCAACAAACUACAUCUGGACAGACACGUGAGUUUCCUUCUGACAGAGCUUGUUGUAAACCAUUGGAAGAAAGACAGAGGCCCGGCUCUGAACUUGCAGAAAAUGAAUCAAUGGAAAUUGGCACUGGAUUAUCCAGUGGUAGUGCUAUUGAGAAUUUGGAGCCGCUUACUGAACUUGUGACCACGAGUUGUCCUAUCAAACAUAUAGGCAUGCCUCCUGGUGAUGACAUCAGCAUUCCUGCAAAUGAACAAAUAAGACCUACUCAUGAUAAUGAGUCCAAAUACCCUGAUUGUGAACAUUUGGAAAAACUAUCUGGAAUUGUGAUUGGCAUUACUAGUCAAGGUGUACCCGGUGUUGAGAGAACUUCAAAAUUGUCAGGGAAGAAAUAUAUAAGUUCUUCGAGAAAAAGUGAUAGAGUUCUCCGGUCAAAAUCACAAGAGAAACCUAAAGCUCCCGAGUCGAGUAAUAAUUCAACUAAUGUUAAUUCCACUGGUGAGGAAAAAGGGAAAAGGAGGAAAAAGAGAAGAGGGAAAAGUAUAGUGGUUGAUGAAUAUUCCAGAAUCAGGGCACGUCUUAGGUACUUGUUGAAUCGGAUGAGCUAUGAGCAAAGCUUGAUCACUGCUUAUUCUGGGGAAGGCUGGAAAGGACUUAGGUAUGUACUAUUCACUUUUCUAUAUUCUCCUUCUCAUUCUUCAAACAGCAAGCUUUUAUCCAUGCUAGAACCAGAUUCUCACCAAGAAAAGUCUGCACCUUUUUCUGGAAAAAGAAAUAUAGAAAGAUUGGACUACAAGAAGCUCUAUGAUGAAACGUAUGGAAACAUUUCUACUUCAAGUGAUGAUGAUUACACUGAUACUGUUGCACCAAGGAAGAGGAGGAAAAACACUGGAGAUGUUGCUAUGGGGAUAGCAAAUGGAGAUGCUUCUGUUACUGAGAAUGGAAUGAAUAGCAGGAAGAUGAAUCAGGAAUUAAAGAAAAAUGAGCAUAGUUCUGGGAGAACUCGCCAAAACUCGAGCUUUCAAGAUACAAAUGUUUCCCCAGCAAAAACACAUGGAGGCAAAUCUCUCUCUGGUUCUAGCACUAAAAGAUUUAGGCCCUCUGCUUAUAAAAAACUUGGAGAAGCUGUAACUCAGAAACUGUACAGUUUCUUCAAGGAAAAUCAGUAUCCUGACCAUGCCGCAAAGGCAAGUUUGGCAGAAGAGCUAGGAAUUACUUUUGAGCAGGUUAACAAGUGGUUCAUGAAUGCUCGUUGGAGCUUCAACCAUUCAUCACCUGAAGGCACAAGUAAAUCUGAAAGUGCUUCAGGAAAGGGUAGCUGUGAGGGACAUGUGAGGCAUAGUGAAUAGAAGAGCCGAAAGAGCAAUAAACAAAAAACUAGUACCCCAAAAUCCAGGAGAUAGUGUGAGGUAGAUCUUCAAAAAUAUUUUAUUGAAUCAAGAAUGGAGGAAGCCGAGGUCUCCUUUCAAUUUGCACAAAGCUCUUGUGCAAAUUGUUGGUCGGGAAAUCCAUUUUAUUCUACGAUCCUAGUAGACGAACUGACCAUUUACCUUCUGCAAGAACAAGAUGCUAGGAGAUAAUAUACUGGUUUUAUUGCGAACGAGACUAACUCUGCCAUGAAGGUGACGCCAUGACGCUGCUGUUGUGCUGUAAUUGGUGAUUCGCUCACUGCUGUUAUCUUUUAUUAGCAAGUUGCCUUAUUUUAAUUCAACUCCAUUCACAAGGAAUUUUACAAUAAAAAAAAAAAUGUUGAGCGAGUCCAGCUCAUCAUCAAUUCCUUUAUUUUUCAUUUUUUCAAUGAGAUUAUAAUUUGUUCUCUGUGUUA
Molecule: messenger RNA, 2743 nt
Organism: Populus euphratica (Euphrates poplar)
Lineage: Eukaryota; Viridiplantae; Streptophyta; Magnoliopsida; Malpighiales; Salicaceae
Exons: 8
Coding region: 336-2267 (643 amino acids)
Biological process (GO): negative regulation of gene expression, epigenetic
Cellular component (GO): nucleus
Molecular function (GO): chromatin binding; DNA binding
Source: RefSeq, a predicted model, not a curated record